CUGCUCUCAAUGAAGGAGACGAAGGCGACGAUACUGCUGCUCUCAACGAAGGCGACGAUACUGCUGCUCUCAACGAAGGAGACGAUACUGCUGCUCUCAACGAAGAAGACGAAGGCGACGCUGCCCUACUGCUCUCGACGGCUUUGACGACAUCGUUGCUACUCCCAACGAAGACGACGACCACUGCGCUCUGCUCCCAAGCGACGCCGCCGCCGCUCUCCACUAGAACUCACGCACGGUUUGCUACCCGGGUAAAUUCUCAAUAUUGUUCCAGGGUUUUAUUUUCUUGAAAAUCGGAGAAAAUAUGAGUGGUCUAACAUUUUUAAUACCCCGUAUGUGAUUUUCAAGAGUAGAGAGUUGUUUUCCUCCUCUGCUACCCUUUGGAAUAACACUUGUAAGUGAAUUUGUGAAAUUGAAGAAUACUAUUUUUAGGUUUAAAUACAAGACUAACUCAACGAACUACGUUCUUGGCUCGUUUUUCUUCAUUUUCUCUUUCAGUCAAAUCAAAAGGCAGCAGUGAUUACAAUAAUUACGUCCCACCAGCAGUGGUAGCAAUUCAAGAAGAAAUUUGGGGUCUUCUUCCUUGACCACCAGGCAGGAAAAAGCAGCAUAAAGCCUCUACUAUAUUAUUAUAUAAUCACAAAUACAAAGAGCUUUCUGUUUCUUUUCAUACCCAGUAGAAAAUCAUACAAAACAAAUAUAUAUGUUGAAAUAGUCUGGGUGUAUUUUAUAUACAUACAUAGAUAUUUCCCCCCACCAUGUACAAAGAACCAUUAGCAGGAGACUCUCUUGAUGCCCUUGGAUCAUAUGUCAAGUAUGAUCCCAUUGGCCGUUAUGCUCGUUUGGAUGAACUGUUAGGAAGAGGGGCAAUGAAAAAGGUGUACAAGGCUUUACUCUGAGGUCCAUCUUUUGAGCACUCUCAACCAUGAUUCCAUCAUCAAGUUCUAUACUUCUUGGAUUGAUGUUCCAAACAAGACCUUCAAUUUCAUCACUGAGAUGUUCACUUCUGGUUCCCUCCGAGAGUAAAUAACUAAAUCUUCCCACCAUUUUUAUAGAUCUGUAAUGUGGGAUUCUGUUAUAGUCUGUUUCUUUUGGUUCUUAUUACGAUUUCAAAUUUAAGGUUGACAUGAUAGGAGUAGUCACAUAUUGUAUGCGUCUGUUUGUUGUUUUAUACUUAGCCUACAUGUGACAAACUAUUGAACAUUUGAUGAAAUGGGUAAUUAAUUCAAGAGCUAUAUGCUAUAAAAUCUUGUAAAAAUUAUUAGUUUCUGUUUGGUUCCAAUCAAGAUUGAAAUUUCCUAAUCUUUAGUAUUGGUAAUGGCUGAAUGGAUGUUUUGAUUGCCUUUUGCUCCUCUUUUAGCUGAUUUAACCGAUGAUUUGCAUACACAGUUGGAUCAUAAGAUCAUCGAGAGGCAUAAAGAUGCGUCUUAUGAUGGGGUGGGUGGUGCAGAUACAGGAAGAAGUAUAAGCAAGUAGGGAUAGGAGCCAUAAAGAUAUGGACGCGUCCAAUUCUGAGAGGCCUCAUUUUCUUGCACGGCCAUGACCCUCCGGUGAUCCACAGAGUCCUCAAGUGUGACAAUAUUUUUUCCAAUGACCAUCUAGGACAAGGAGAUAGGUUGUAAAUAAUAAGUGCUCAAUUCACCUUUUGAUAAACUUGGUUUUUGUCUUAUCAUUAACUUUUUAUACUCAACAUUAAUUUUACUAUACACGUUAAAUUGGUUAAUAAUUAAAAUAAAUAUGGUUAAUGUACUUUUUUGUUGAAUUUGUUGAUUUAGUUCCAAAUGUUUUUUAUGCUAUGCUUUAUUUAAAGAGUUUAUUUUGAAUAUAACUUUUUAUAAUUCAACAGAUUUAACAAUGUACUAUGGUGUGCCAUCAACCAGCACGACUAUCACAUGGAAGUUGAAUCCUGAAGAUGAUACCAUCAUUCUUAAGGUGCAGAUUGUUGACAAACAAGGGUCUGUUUAGGAAAAUGCUAGGGGAAGAAAAUGAAGAUAUGGACGCGUCAAAUUCUGAGAGGCCUCAUUUUCUUGCACGACCAUGACCCUCCAGUGAUCCACAGAGACUUCAAGUGUGACAAUAUUUUUGUCAAUGGCCAUCUAGGACAAGGAGAUAGGCUGUCAAUAAUAAGUGCUCAAUUCACCUUUUGAUAAACUUGGUUUUUGUCUUAUCAUAAACUUUUUAUAUUGAACAUUAAUUUUACUAUACACGUUAAAUUGGUUAAUAAUAAAAAUAAAUAUGGUUAAUGUAUUUUGUUGAAUGUGUUGAUUUAGUUACAAAUGUUUUUUAUGCUAUGCUUUAUUUAAAGAGUUUAUUUUGAAUAUAACUUUUUAUAAAUCAACAGAUUUAACAAUGACUAUGGCGUGCCAUCAACCAGCAUGACUAUCACAGGGAAGUUGAAUCCUGAAGAUGAUACCAUCAUUCUUAAGGUGCAGAUUGUUGACAAACAAGGGGGUUAGAAAUGUGUAUUUUCCAUUUGACAUUUUAAGCGACACACCAACCAAAGUUGCAAACGAAAUGGUGAAGGAAAAGUCAUUCUGGUCAGUAUCAUGUAGUGCUUCAUCCCAAGGGUCAGUUUCAGGUUUGAUCAUUUCUCAAGAGAUGGAAGGGAAAAGCCACCACCUAUGGUUUAGAGAUGAAAUGUAUGACGAAACGACGUCGCAGAGGUCAUCACACUCAGGAAACUAUUCAAACCUGAAUUACCAAUCAGGACUCAGGAGAGGAGAGCAAUCAAAGUUUGAGCCCGAGAACACGGAGCCAUCAGCAGGAAGCCAACAACAUUAUAAUUUGUUGUGAACUCAUAGUUUUAGUGAACUCAAAGUUAGUUUUUUUUAUGAAUGUUGUGAACUCAUACCUAGUUUUUGCUGAAUAUUUUUGGAUCAAGACAAUGUGAAUGUGAAAUGUUAUUAGUUAUGAGCAUGAUAUGUGUUUACUUUGUUGCGAUAAAUGUUCCUAUGAUGAUGUGUGCAAA
Messenger RNA from Cuscuta europaea, 2968 nucleotides. The record is from the annotation of a GenBank genome assembly. Lineage: Eukaryota; Viridiplantae; Streptophyta; Magnoliopsida; Solanales; Convolvulaceae.